Molecule: messenger RNA, 4665 nt
Organism: Cynoglossus semilaevis (tongue sole)
Lineage: Eukaryota; Metazoa; Chordata; Actinopteri; Pleuronectiformes; Cynoglossidae
Gene: nphp3
Product: nephronophthisis 3
Exons: 27
Coding region: 168-4073 (1301 amino acids)
Biological process (GO): convergent extension; determination of left/right symmetry; kidney development
Cellular component (GO): ciliary inversin compartment; ciliary base
Molecular function (GO): protein binding
Source: RefSeq, a predicted model, not a curated record
UAUUUCUUCUGUGUCUUCGACCCAAAGAGUCAACUCACUGGAGAGCAACAAAGACUCAGCUGUGGUUCUAACAAUCAGAGGCAGCUCCAGUCCUCGGUCCAGUCCUGUCUUUGUCUCUCAGGACCAGACAUGGGUCUCCGGUGAGUCUUCAAUCCUGGGCUGCCGUCAUGGGCACUGCAUCCUCUCUGGUCAGCCCAGGAGAAGUGAUUGAAGAUGGCUACGGAGGUGAGGGGGGGGAGGCCUGUGAGAUCCCGGUGGAGGUGAAACCCAAGGCCAGACUCCUUCGCAGUUCCUUCCGUAGAGGACCCCGGGUGAUUGGAGCCAGCUUCAAGUCCACCGGUUCCGUGGACCUGGAGUAUGCUGCGGAAUACGAGAGGCUACGGAAAGAAUAUGAAAUAUUUCGUGUGAGCAAGAACAACGAGAUAUCGUCCAUGCAAAAGAAGGAAGCCAAACUGGAUGAGGAAAACAAGAGGCUACGAGCGGAACUGCAGGCUCUGCAGAAAACCUACCAGAAGAUCCUUCGGGAAAAAGAGAGCGCUCUGGAAGCCAAGUAUCAGGCCAUGGAGAGAGCCUCCACCUUCGAACACGACAGAGACAAAGUCAAACGACAGUUUAAGAUAUUCCGAGAGACAAAAGAGAAGGAGAUCCAGGAUCUUCUUCGUGCCAAAAGAGAUCUGGAAUCUAAACUGCAGCAGCUGCAGGCUCAGGGAAUUCAGGUGUACGACCCCAACGACUCGGACUCCGAUGACGAUCAGACCACUGUUACUGCUGCGGGGACACAGUGUGAGUACUGGACUGGCGGCGCCCUAGGAAGUGAGCCCUCUAUGGGCAGCAUGAUGCAGUUGCAGCAAACCUUUCGGGGCCCAGAGUUUGCCCACAGUCUGAUCGACGUGGAAGGACCGUUUGCAAACGUGAGCAGAGAUGACUGGGAUGCUGCAGUGGCCACUCUGCUCCAGGUCGCCCCCCACGUCCCUCAGGCCUUGUGGAGUAACACAGUCCGCUGCUACUGGAUCUUCACCCAGGAGACCAAGGCUGAGAUGGACGUUUUCACUGAGAAACACUCUGCCGUGUUACGGCGGCUGUGUGAGGCUCUGGGCCACUUCUACCUGAACGUGUGUUUCCAGGAGGAAACCGCCGACUCGUACGUUGUGGAGCGUAAGCAGGAGAUCGAGCGCAGCUCCGUGUGUGUGCUGCUUCUGAAGUCUACGGUGUCCAGCUCUGUAGUGGAGGACUGUGAGGAGGCCUUUGUGAAGAACCCAGAAGGGCACCCCCUGGUGCUCUACCUCAGGACUGAAGAUGACCAGGGUCUGACCGGGGCCACCAGGCAGAUCCUGGAGAGGAUCAACGCUGCAGACAAGGCCGGGAAAAUCAAGGUGGUGGACCACGGUGGUUCUGCUGAGGACGGAGCUGCGCUCAUUUUCACGCAGCUGGAGAAGAUGAUCAAACAGGAACUGCUGGGCCUGGAAGGAGCUGACGUGGACUCCAAGGACUCCGGGUUGGAGGAGGGACGAGAGGAAGACUCUGGAGACGUUCUGUGGGACCUGCAUGAUGAACAGGAACAGAUCGAAGCGUAUCAGCAGGCCUGCAGCAGCACCGCCGCUCAGCUGGGCUUCCAGAGGUACAUAGACCGUUUGAAUGACAUGAUAGCUGCCCCCCCUCCGACCCCUCCCUUGCUGGUGUCUGGUGGUCCUGGUUCUGGAAAAUCUCUCCUGCUCUCCAAAUGGAUGGAGCUGCAGCAGAAACAGUCUCCCAACACUCUGUUCCUCUACCACUUCGUGGGUCGUCCUCUGUCCAGCAGCUCCGAGCCCGUUCUCAUCAUCAAACGCCUCACUGUGAAACUGCUGCAGCAUUUCUGGUCCAUCUCUGGUCUGUCCAUGGAGCCCAGUAAGAUCCUGGAGGAGUUUCCUCGCUGGCUCGAAAGACUUUCAGCGCGACAUCAAGGCAACAUCAUCAUCAUCAUCGACUCCAUCGACCAAAUCCAACAGGCAGAGCGACACAUGAAGUGGCUGAUCGACCCGCUGCCCGUCAACGUCAGAGUGGUGGUGUCGGUCAACGUGGAGACCUGUCCACAGGCCUGGAGGUUGUGGCCCACACUCCACCUGGAUCCUCUGAGUCCCAGAGAGGUCCGCAGCAUCGUCAACGCCGAAUGUCAGAGCAUCGACCUGAAACUGAGCAGAGACCAUGAGAAGAAACUGGAAAGGCACUGUCGCUCGGCAACCACCUGUAAUGCACUGUACGUCACGCUGUUGUCCAGGAUGAUCAUCAGCAGACCCUGCUGGUCACAAGAGAAGAGCAUGGAGCAGUUUCUGCAGUGUAUGGACACCAUGUCACUGUAUCGCCUGGCCCUCAAGGUGGCGCUAAGCUCCCUCAGCAAAGACCGGGAGCGUCAUAUCAUGAGAGAGAUUCUGUGUCUUGCUUGUGCCAGUCAUAACGGAGUGAGUGAGUCCGAGGUCCUGGAUCUGUUCCCGGACCUGGACUUACCGGCGCUGUCGUCCAUGCUGCUGCGUCUGAGCCGACUGUGCGUGGUCACCCUGCGCUGCGGCCUCAUCAGGUUCCUGCACCUGCAGGCCUGGGAGGCUGUGAGGCUGGAGUUUCUGGGUGGAGGAAGCAACACCGCCACCUACAGGGAGAAACUGGUCCAUUACUUCAGCCAACAACUGAGCCAGGACUGCGUGACGUGGCGUGUGGCAGAUGAGCUCCCCUGGUUGCUGCAGCAGCAGGAGGACCGCUCCAAACUCCAGCUCAGCCUCCUCAACCUCUUUGUUUCCCAGAAUCUCUACAAACGGGGUCACUUCUCUGAGUUGCUGGCCUACUGGCAGUACGUUGGUAAAGACAAGAGCUCCAUGGCCAGUGAGUACUUCGACUCUCUGAAACACUACGAGAAGAGCUGUGAGAGCGAAGACGGCAUGACCCGGUUGGCAAACCUGUACGAGACUCUGGGACGCUUCCUCAAAGACCUGGGCCUCCCCAGUCAGGCUGUAGCCCCUCUGCAGAGGUCCCUGGAGAUCAGAGAGACGGCCCUGGACCCAGAUCAUCCCAGCGUGGCCCGCUCCCUCCACCAGCUGGCCGGCGUCUACGUCCAGUGGAAGAAGUACGGAAACGCGGAGCAGCUGUACAAACAGGCCCUGGAGAUCAGCGAGAACGCCUACGGUGGCGAGCACGCCAGCGUGGCCCGAGAGCUGGAGUCGCUCACCGUGUUGUACCAGAAACAGAACAAGUACGAACAGGCAGAACGGCUGAGGAAGAGGUCGGUGAAGAUUCGUCAGAAGACUGCUCGUCAGAAGGGUCACAUGUACGGCUUCACUCUGUUGAGGCGCCGAGCGCUGCAGCUGGAGGAGCUGACGUUGGGGACAGAUUCUGCGGACUGUGCCAGAACCCUGAAUGAGCUGGGGGUUCUGUACUACCUCCAGAACAACCUGGACGCAGCCAAGGUGUUUCUGAGCCGCUCUCUGGAGAUGCGUCAGCGAGUCCUUGGUCCAGAUCAUCCAGACUGCGCUCAGUCCCUCAACAACCUGGCCGCGCUGCACACCGAGAGGAGGGAGUACGAGACGGCCGAGGACAUGUACGAGAGGGCGCUGGACAUCCGGAAGAGGGCCUUGUCUCCGGACCACCCCUCGCUGGCCUACACGCUCAAGCACCUGGCCAUGCUGUACAAGCGCAGAGGGCGGCUGGAGAAGGCGGUGCCGCUGUAUGAACUGUCUCUGGACAUCAGGGAAAAAAGUUUUGGACCCAAACAUCCCAGUGUGGCCACAGCUCUGGUCAACCUGGCUGUGAUCUACUGUCAGAUGAAGAAACACAGCGAGGCGCUGCCUCUGUACGAACGCGCUCUGAGAGUGUACGAGGACAGUUUGGGCCGAUCGCACCCCAGGGUCGGAGAGACCCUGAAGAACCUGGCCGUGCUCAGCUAUGAACGAGGAGACUUCGAGAAGGCAGCCGAGCUCUACAAACGAGCCAUGGAGAUAAAGGAGGCGGAGCCGUCGCUGGUGUGUGGUAACGCCCCGUCACGCCACUCCUCCAGCGGAGACACCUUCAGUCUGAGGGGCCCUGCUCCGGUCUCACAUGUCCAGAGGUGACGAGUUUAAAUUCCUAACACCUGGGGGUUCUGGGAGUUUUCUAAUUCACCCACUCCUUACAUCAGGGGUCUCAAACUUCUGCCCCCCCCCACAACAAAACAAGUAAUAAGAAAAAUGAAGGGAGGAUUAUUCCAGAUUGGUAAUCCCACUGUAUUAAUCUGUGAAGUCAGUGUUGAGACUCAGGUUUACUCAGUUAUUUUGUCUUUGACUAACACACGCACACACACACACACAGUUUAACAUGUUGUUCUUAUUUAAUGUUAUUAUUGUUAUUAUAAUAUUAGCAGAAAAAAAAACACAUUUCCUUCCAAACGGACCAGUGUGAAGUUCUUUUGAAGAUAAAUACUUCAAAAGUUGAAGUUUUUUAACCAGUGAUGUCAUUUAUAUUUACCCACUAGUGUCAAUCUUAUUAACUGACUGAAAGUCCAUUUUUUUCACUGCCAAAUAUAUCCUGAACAUGUAUUUUUUUUUAAAACAUACGACUGUGAUUUACUUAAAUGUCUGUGUAUAAAAAUGGACAGGGACCAAAAACAAACCAGUAUUUUGAAUAUCGUAUUCAUUUUAAUAAAUAUUUUAUCAGCAGAAAAUUAAA